AUGCGGGAUGCAGCCCAUCCUCUUGAUAUCUUCUCACUAGCUGUAACUGAUACACAAAUCCUGUCGGCUUCUGGCGCAACUGCGCUCAAGAUUCAUUCUACAACAGAUCCUGAUUUCCCGUUGGUGCAAUCCAUUGAUGGUGCCCACAAAGUCGGCUGUCACCAUAUAGUGACAAAUGGGAAAGGCUCCAGAGCAGUCAGUGUAGGCUUUGGUGGAGAGAUCAAUGUCUGGGCCUGCCACGAGGGAACUUGGUCCAAGGACGACGCUGCUUCAGGAAACAUGGCAGGUGCAGCUGGUACCUGGGCUGUAGCUUUGUCAGAUGACGGACAAUACCUCGCUGGUGUCACCCAGGAUGGACACAUCAGAGUAUGGGAUCUCCAUGCUAGCGGCGAGUUGAUUCGAGACUACGAAACCAAGGGUAGUUUUGGCACUUGCUUGGACAUGUCUGUGGAUGGCCGCCUUAUUGCCAGUGGGCAUGAGAACGGUAGUGUCUACAUCUUCAGUACAGAAACUGGGCGAAUGCCAUUCAGCUUGUCAGGUCUGGUCAAGCCAGUACGGACUGUGGCAUUCUCUCCUGGAGGGAAGCUUCUUGCUGCCGCUGGAGAUUCAAGGGUGAUUGUGCUUUAUGACACUUCAUCUGGAGAGCAGGUUGCAAAUCUCUCGGGUCACUCAGCCUGGAUUCUUUCUCUCUCUUGGAGCCAUACAGGGGAGUACCUGUUGAGCAGCUCAUUUGACGGAAAAGUUAAAAUCUGGUCAAUUGAUACAAGGUCGUGCGUCGCAACUCAUUCAGAAACGGAGAAGGCGGUUUGGAGCGCCAAAUGGCUACCAAAGACUGGGAGGUCUGAAGGAUUUGCUACUGCUGGAGCAAGCCGAAGCAUAGCUUUCUAUCGCGAAGCAACUGGUGGCUGA
Aspergillus fischeri NRRL 181 is the source of this 909-nucleotide messenger RNA. RefSeq names its product SKI complex subunit WD repeat protein SKI8. NCBI's taxonomy places the organism in Eukaryota, Fungi, Ascomycota, Eurotiomycetes, Eurotiales, Aspergillaceae. Gene Ontology annotation, cellular component: Cdc73/Paf1 complex. Gene Ontology annotation, molecular function: protein binding. The record is from RefSeq and is a predicted model, not a curated record. The coding region runs from base 1 to 909 and encodes 302 amino acids. The transcript has 5 exons.